Messenger RNA from Paralichthys olivaceus (Japanese flounder), 1151 nucleotides. The record is from RefSeq and is a predicted model, not a curated record. Lineage: Eukaryota; Metazoa; Chordata; Actinopteri; Pleuronectiformes; Paralichthyidae.
AUGACUGAAUGUACCUGUCACCUGCAGCCGGACGCCGCCUUCUUCAGGAUCGAUCUACCAAACAGCGGCAACAUCAUGUUGGACAAACAUCUUGACUUUGAGACAAGGCCUCACCUGGAGUUCAUUAUCUGGGCCCAGGAAUCAAACACAGAUGAGAAAUUCAACACGUCUGCUCAUUUAUCUGUGAACAUCGAGGACGGAGACGAUCAAUAUCCUCACUUCCUGCCCUGUUCACCAGUCGCUCCAGGUGUUCCUGUCUGCAUUAACCCUGCCUACACCACCAACAUCACACACAGAACACAGAAUGUUGUUCUGGAGUUCUCUCCUGGUCCAAUCAGAGCGGUGGACGGAGACAGAGGAAUCAACAUGUCUCUGAUCUACAGCAUCCUAUCAGGUGACGAUCAGGGCAGGUUUGAGAUCAACAACACGACAGGUGAGCUCAGGUUAACUCGAGCUGUGGACGACCGACGACUGAUACCAAACUUCACACUCAAAGUCAUGGUGUCUCAGGUGGACGACAGGCUGAAAUACAGCGUGGCGUUGGUCGUGGUCAGAGUUUUGAAUGAAAACACGUUCCCUCCAGUUUUUAACAGAACCACUUUUAAAGGUUUCAUCAUCCAGAGCUCUAGCCCGACCUCCAUCGUCUCAACCUAUGGAAACCAGGUGUUACAGGUCCAGGUGUCCGACCGCGACUUCUCUAAUGGCCUGAAUCCAAACAUCCGCUACUCACUUCAUCCUCUGUCUGGCUUGUACCAUGUUACUCAGAUGGGGAUCCUGAUCGCCAGGACGGACCAACUGCACGCCUUCGACCGCCACAUCCUACAGGUUGUAGCUAGAGAUGAAGAAUCAGGAGAAGAAGUUUCAGCAUCAGUUGAUGUUGAAGUUCUGCAGAGAGGACAAGCAGUCCCUCAUGGUGCGUUCACUGAACAGCAGAUGUUUGGAGAUAUGGACACUCGACUGGCCGGAGGAAUUGCAGUAUUGAUCGCACUGAUGUUUAUAUCAGGUCUUCUGUUUCUGCUGCUUCGAUCAGUGAAGAGACAACGUUUACAGAGCGAUCCUGAAGUGCACACGGCUGUCGCUCUGGAAAAACAUCCAAACGUGGUAAUGAACAGUGACACGUUUACACACUGAUGAGAAGGGUCGGCCUUUAA